AUGAUGGAACCACCUCACGGCGCGGACCCCGAGGACUACUACGUCAAGCAGGAUCGCGUCGGCAAGGGUUCCUUUGGUGAAGUAUACAAAGGCUUCGACAAGCGAUCAAGACAGCCUGUCGCCAUCAAAAUCAUCGACCUCGAAAAUGCCGAAGAUGAGAUCGACGACAUCCAGCAAGAGAUCGCCAUCUUGAGUCAGCUCGAUAGUCCUCACGUUACAAAAUACCAUGGCUCUUGGCUCAAGGGCACCAACUUGUGGAUCGUCAUGGAAUACUGCUCCGGCGGCAGUUGCUCUGAUCUCAUGAAACCCGGUCGGUUCCGCGAGGACUACAUCGCCAUCGUGGUGCGCGAGCUCCUCAAGGGCCUCGAAUACCUCCACGGCGAAGGCAAGCUGCAUCGAGAUAUCAAGGCAGCCAACAUCCUGCUGUCAGCCACGGGCGACGUCAAGCUUGCAGACUUCGGUGUCUCGGGCCAGCUCACAGCCACCAUGACCAAGAAAAACACGUUCGUUGGCACCCCCUACUGGAUGAGUCCAGAGGUCAUCAAGCAGAGCGGAUACGACUUCAAGGCCGACAUCUGGAGUUUGGGCAUCACCGCCAUCGAGAUGGCUAUGGGCGAGCCGCCCUACGCCGAUCUCCAUCCCAUGAAGGUGCUCUUCCUCAUCCCCAAGAACCCGCCGCCACAGCUCGAAGGACCCUUCUCCCGACCUUUCAAGGAGUUCGUCAACCUCUGCUUGCAGCGCGACCCAGCCAACCGUCCAUCUGCUCGCGAACUCCUCAAGCAUCCCUUCAUCCGCAAAGCCAAGAAGACGGCCUACCUCACUGAGCUCAUCGAGCGACUUGAGGCAUGGCGCGCCGAGGGCGGCGAGCGUCACGAGGCCGAGGAUAGCGAGGACACUGACGAAGAGUUCCCCGAGGGCGAAGAGGACAUGUGGGACUUCGGCACGGUUCGCAACACGAUGCGACGUGGAAGAGGUGGCACCGUAGCGAUGCGAAUGCCAGCGAGCGCCAUGACUGCGGCUGCCGCGGCUGUCAAUGGAGGCCAAGAUGUGGCCAACGGUCGACCACCAGCCAAGGAGCUGCCCCAAGUACCCCAGCACCAGCAGCAGCAGCCGCCUCGAUCACCGCAACCGCAGCCUCCGCGAUCGCCAGUCUAUGCACAGGAAGUGCCGCCUCCGUCACCACGUCAUGCGCCGCCACCCCUGCCACAACAACAACAGCAUCAACAGCAGCAACAGCAGCAACAGCAGCAACAGCAGCAACAGCACCGACAGCAACCGCAACAGUCCCAGCAACAGCCGCAACAACAACAGCAACAGAAGCGAUACCAGCAGCAGCCCCAGCAACAGCCGCAGCCGGAUCGCAGAUUCGGCAGCUCCGGCUCCUCGGGCUCGGGCGGUUCCGCGGGAGGCACAGUGCGUCUCGCGGCUGCACCCUCGCGACCGGGCAUUCCAACCAGCGGCGGGUCGAGCCCGCGUCAGCAAACGCAGAGCUUCUCGGCCGCCGACGCGUACGACAAGGCCAUCGCGGGCGGCUCCAAUGGCCACACGUACUACGAUCCCGUGGAAACAGAACGGAGACGGAUGGAGGAUGUGCAGCUCAAGUCCGCCCCUGCGCCCGCCGCAGGUGGCAGGGGCAACGGGGCAGGCGACGCAGCAUACCAGCAGCAACAGGUCGCACGCCUCACCGCGCUCGAUACGGUGUUUCUGCCGGUGAUCGAGCAGCUCAACAUGGCGGUGGCCUCCAGAAGAGAUGCGGUGAGGACACUGACGAAUCUGAGGGCCUGUUUGGAGGAGGCCGAGAUGGUCACUCCGGGCAUCAUGAAUGCGUUUGCCGUGGAGCUGUUUCAUACCAUGGCGGAGGUCGAGGGGGAUAGAGAGGAGGGCGAUGAGUGGGAGGGCUAG
This is a messenger RNA of Kalmanozyma brasiliensis GHG001, 1902 nucleotides long. Its product is annotated as Protein kinase domain protein. The transcript has 3 exons. Gene Ontology annotation, molecular function: protein kinase activity; ATP binding. Gene Ontology annotation, biological process: protein phosphorylation. The coding region runs from base 1 to 1902 and encodes 633 amino acids. The record is from RefSeq and is a predicted model, not a curated record. NCBI's taxonomy places the organism in Eukaryota, Fungi, Basidiomycota, Ustilaginomycetes, Ustilaginales.